This is a messenger RNA of Corylus avellana, 1140 nucleotides long. The record is from RefSeq and is a predicted model, not a curated record. Lineage: Eukaryota; Viridiplantae; Streptophyta; Magnoliopsida; Fagales; Betulaceae.
AUGGGGCUGCCAAAGGUGCGUGGAGGUUUGGGAUUCAAAGAUUUCUAUUGCUUCAAUAAAGCUCUUUUGGCAAAACAGAUUUGGCUUUUGUGGAAGACACCUAAAAGCUUAAUUGCAAGAAUUAUGAAAGCUAAAUACAAUCCAGAUGCUUCAGUUCUUGAGGCUCCCCUUGGAAAAACACCGUCCUUUGCUUGGAGAAGCAUACAAAGUUCUAUUGGUUUAAUUGGAGAGGGUCUAAUUUGGAGGAUGGGAAUGGAAAUACAGCUCGGUUCUUCAAGGAGUCGCGACAGUGAGCUUUGGCACUUUCUAUGGAAUCUUCCUAUUCCUAAUGCGGAGAAGCAUUUUUUCUGGCGUGCAUGCCAUGAAAUCCUCCCAACUCGUGAUAACCUUUGGCGCCGAAAGGUGAUCGAUGAUCCUAGAUGUCCGAUUUGUGAGUCUAAGGAGGAGUCCACUUUUCAUAUUUUGUGGCAGUGCCAAUCGGCAAAGGAUGUCUGGGGUGUUGGAAAUUUGAAAUUCCAAAAGAGUGUGUUUGUGGGACCAAGUUUCAUCCAGGCAGAUGCUGGGUUGGAGGCCUUCGAACGAGCACAAGCAGUAACAUCUCAGGCAAGCUCUCUACAUGAUUCACAUGCUCCCCACAAAUGGAGGGCACCUUCCCAUGGAUGGCUUAAGGCGAACUGGGAUGCAACAGUGGGGAGGAAGAAUGGGAGGCUAGGGGUGGGUAUAGUCAUUCGUGACCAUCGUGGAGAGAUGUGUGCCACAAAGAGUUGGACCCAAUCUGGACUUUUGGAUCCCACUGCAAUGGAGGCUAUGGCUACUUUCGUGGCAGUUCAAAUGUGUAAAGCAUUGGGAUUACAGCAUGUUCAAUUGGAAGGUGACGCACAUAAUGUGGUUGAAGCUGUGAAUAAUACUGAACCAAAUGGGAGUUGUUGGGGACAUCUUGUGGCCGAUAUUCCCUCGGUAUUACAUGCAGUUCAGCAUUGGGAGAUGAAGCACGUCCCAAGGGAAGCCCAUCAGGGGGCUCAUGUUCUCGCCAAACUAGCCACAACCAAUGAUAUGGAUUGUGAGUGGUUUUUUGCACCACCAGAUUGUAUUAGAGUUAUUUUAACGGCAGAGCAAUCUGCUCUGAUUCCGUUGACUUGA